Molecule: messenger RNA, 1782 nt
Organism: Wallemia mellicola CBS 633.66
Lineage: Eukaryota; Fungi; Basidiomycota; Wallemiomycetes; Wallemiales; Wallemiaceae
Product: ammonium transporter
Exons: 2
Coding region: 129-1658 (509 amino acids)
Biological process (GO): ammonium transmembrane transport
Cellular component (GO): plasma membrane
Molecular function (GO): ammonium channel activity
Source: RefSeq, a predicted model, not a curated record
AUUCGCGCUUUAUAGCAACUUAUUCCGUUCCAGGGUUUUAUCGCUCGCCAAGUUGCUCUUAUCAAUUGGCGAAAGCUCCAGGUACAUUUUUGAAAUCUCUUAUCUCCUUUCACUCAAGGUAAAUUAAAAUGGUGAAUGUCACAUACGGGGCUCUCAACCCAGAAAAUACUAUCGUCCCCGGUGGUACAGACUUCAUAGCCACACAAACGACUGGUGAAGUGAAUGCCUACAAUCCUGGUGAUAUGACCUGGGUCUUGACCUGUACUGCUUUGGUUUGGAUCAUGAUUCCUGGUCUCUCAUUCCUCUACUCCGGUUUAGCGAGAAGAAAGAAUGCUUUGAAUAUGGUCUUCCUUUGCUUCGUUUCAACUUCUAUCGUCUCCUUCCAAUGGUUCUUCUGGGGUUUCAGUUUGUGUUUCUCAAGAAACUCCGGUACCUUCUUUGGUAAAUUAGACCACUUUGGUUUCAUCAAUGUUUUGGAUUAUCCAGCAGCAGCAGCAAAUGACAAAAUCCCUGAGAUCAUCUUUGCCAUCUAUCAAGGAAUGUUUGCCUGUCUCGUUCCAGCAAUAAUGAUUGGUGCAGCCGCCGAGAGAUCUAGAGUUGCUCCUGCUAUGGUCUUCAUUUUUGUUUGGACAACGCUUUGUUACGACCCAUUGGUAGCCUGGAUUUGGAAUCCAAACGGUUGGGCUUACAAAUGGGGUGUACUCGACUACGCAGGUGGUGUACCAGUUGAAAUUGCAUCUGGUGUCUCAGGCCUUGUUUAUUCCAUUUUCAUUGGUAAAAGAAGAGGUUAUGGUACUGAAGCUGUAUUGUUCAAGCCUCACAACGUUUCACAUAUCGUCCUCGGCACUGUCCUCCUUUGGGCCGGUUGGUUGGGCUUCAACGGUGGCUCCACCUACGCAGCCAACUUGAAAGCAGGUAUGUCGAUACUCACUACCAACCUUGCUGGUAGUUUCGGUGCUCUUACUUGGUUGAUCAUGGAUUAUCGCUUGGAGAGGAAGUGGUCAGUUGUUGGUUUCUGCACAGGUGCCAUCUGUGGUUUAGUUGCAAUCACACCUGCUGCUGGAUUCGUUGGUGCUCCUGCUUCGAUUCUUAUCGGUUUCUUGGCCUCAUUGGUUUCUAACUUGUCCACUCGCUUGAAGAACAUUGCAAGAGUGGACGAUGUAAUGGAUAUUUUUGCCUGUCACGGUCUCUCUGGAAUGGUUGGAACCUUCUUAACAGGUAUUUUCGCUCAAGCUUCAGUCGCGUACAAUGACGCAGAACUUGAAAUCGACGGUGGUUGGAUUGAUAGAAAUUUUGUACAGCUCGGUAAACAAGUAGCUUGGAUUGCAGUUGGUACAGCAUGGGUAUUUGUCGUUACAUACGCCAUCAUGUUCGUUAUUAACCUCAUACCUGGUUUGCGCUUUAGAGUUGAUGAAGAAGGCGAAAUUAUGGGUCUUGAUGAACGCGAACAUGGAGAAUUCACGGCCGAUUAUGUUGAAAUGAGAAGACAUGCAGAAGAUUACUACGGUGAGGUACCAACUGGAUUGAGAGGUGGUGCUGGAGCCCCUGCUGGAUCUAUACAUCGUACAACCUCGAGACAUUCACUUGCGACUGAAAAUGAGCAAGUACAAGAGAAAUCAUCAAAUGAUAAAGAAGUUGUAACUGAAGCUCAAGUGUAAAAACAUAAAACUAGAACGUCAGAAAAAAAAGGAUUCUCAAAGUAUACCGCCUCAUUAAAGCUCAUAUUAUUUAAUUGUUUUAUUUCGUUUUGUGGAUAGUUUAGAAGUACAUAUUUGCAUUAUU